GACGUGGUCAUGUACGCAGUCGCUGCUGCAGCAUCAGUCAACGCGAGCCGUCCAACGUUGUGGAAGUGCAUGUGGCAGAGUUGGUCCGGGCAUCCCCAGGUGCAGAUGGCUUUCUGCUUCCUAGCUGCAAGGCCUGGAUACUGCCGAUGUGCGGCCGCACAAGCAUGGGGAG
Symbiodinium pilosum is the source of this 172-nucleotide messenger RNA. NCBI's taxonomy places the organism in Eukaryota, Dinophyceae, Suessiales, Symbiodiniaceae. The record is from the annotation of a GenBank genome assembly.